Messenger RNA from Prorocentrum cordatum, 1672 nucleotides. The record is from the annotation of a GenBank genome assembly. Lineage: Eukaryota; Dinophyceae; Prorocentrales; Prorocentraceae.
CGUGGGCCCGGUCCUCAGGCGUCGGCACACUGCACACCUCACUUCGCCGACUUGGAAACUCCAUAGCCACUUGGUCUCAAGGGACCCUGGGGUCAAUCGUGCCUUUGUUUGUACCUGCUUGCAGCUUUGCUCUUUUAGCCAGCGAGGCCCAUGUCGCGUGGUCGUUCGCCGUCGCCUGCGACGGCGCCAUCUGUGCCAAGCCGUGGAAUGUCACCAGAGCCCUACUACGGCCCUGUCGACGCGCCCCUGCCGUUGCUGAUCGACCUGCCCCCGCUGGCGCAGCAGUGGCCCGCCGCCCCCGUUCUGACACAUGUGAUGUACCCGCUGGUCAAUGUGCGAACGAUCGCGUGUGCCAAGUGCUCGGCCAGUGCCCUGGCCGACCUCGACAUCGUGCACGCGCUCGCGGUGGCGCCGGAGCGCCAGAGGCAGUUUAGGAAGGCAGCGCAGCUCUCCCUCGUGGCAUUCAUGAAGCCCGCUGGCGAGAACAGAGAGCGCCUGAAGUCGGAGAUGGGCGGCUCCAUGGCGCCUAUUCCUGGUCUAUCUGCUCCGAGCCACGCAAAGGACUGGCCGCGCAACUACGUGCUCGCAGGGUCGGACGUGAACAUCUUCGUGCAGGGCGGCGUUGACAGCGCCGUGGAGAAGUUGCAGCUAAACGACAAGAUAAACGGCUUCCAGCUGUUGCAGUGCAAGAGGCUGCAGAACCUCGACGUGUUGCAUUGCACCUUCUCGUACAACAGUGUCGACUUCGAGCACGUGCCAGAGUUCCAGUCUGAAAUCAUACUCGUCAGCACGGACGACGAGAUGAAGUACCUAAUGGGCCGACAGGAAGCCUUCCGCAAGGUGUUGCGAGACCAGCGUUUCCAAAUGGAGGUAUGUUUUGGCGACGCCGGCAUGCUCGCGUUCGACGCCUACAUUUACCUCCUGAAGGUCUUCGCCAAAACUGUGCCAGAGGGUGCGCUGUCCUCCUUCCAGGCGGUGUCGUUGGGUCUCUUCGUGCUCCAGCUGGGGCUUUACAAGCAUGUCACUGGCACGGCCGCGCAGCCCACAGCACUACUCCUCUUCGAGUGCUUCCUCCGAUGGUGCGGCGUGUACUUUAGCAGCCAGCGCCAGUGUAACAGCGACCAGAAGUUCAAGAACUACAGAUUCAGCGCCCUGGACUUAUCCACUGGCAGACUCGUGUUGCGGACCAGGGUCCAGACUAAAUGUGAGGCCUACUUCGUGGCGGACGAGGUACACGCCUUGCGUACGCAUUCAGCGGACAGGCUGAACAUCAUUGGGUCGAUCAGCCCAGAGUUGAUCCACGACAUUGCACAGACGGCAUUGGUGUCGCGUCUGAGUCUCGCCGGCGGCGAGCUGGUGUGCGGCUGACUUGUGAGCACAAUUCUGCUACUUCUGCUUUCAGGCCUUUUUGCUCGUUUCAAGGGGGCCUCCCACAGCUCGUAGCAGAGGUGUCUCUGGGAGUCGUAAGGGGCUCGCUCCUAGGCACUAGUUUCGGCCAGCCGCAAAACGGCGAAGCCCCAAUAUUAUAAGCCAGCCGCACGGCGGCGGGGCCCGCAUCUUUGCUUUCAGGCCACUUCGGGCAGACUUUACAUUUGAGUCUGACGGCCUGCUAUAAGAGCUACUUGCAGCAGCCUCUCUUCAUGACGCAUCAUGCUGGGGAAAAAUAGUCGUG